AUGGCAGACUUUGUUCAUGGUGAUCAAGCUGAUCUAAAACAUGCUCAUGAUGUUAAGCAUUCCCAUGAUCUGGAGAGCGGCCGUCUCGAAAAAGAUCUUGGUCCUGCCGUGAUUGCGGAAGGAAGUCAUGAAUCCGUGGGCGAAUCCGACGAGGUAAUAGUGGCUAGGGAACUUGCACAACAGAAAGGCUUCUUGCGCACACUGCGACGUGGUGAAGAAUGGCUUGACGAGAAGAUGGGAAUAGAAACGCAAGGCAUUGACAGAAUACGUGAAGAAGACAAGCAACCUCCAUCGAUUCUCAAUGUGUUCUUUCUCUGGUGGUCUCUCACAUGUCAUGUCGGUACCCUACCGAUUGGCAUUCUUGGUACAGAUCCUGAAGUCUAUGGCCUCUCCUUGGGUCAGGCGAUUGGCGCCAUUAUCGUCGCCACUGUUUUGGGAGCCGCUUGCACUGCGUUCUGUGGCACUCUAGGUCCAAGACUCGGUCUCCGUGCAAUUGCAUCUUCUCGAUACUCUUUCGGUUUCUACGGCGCAAAACUCUGCUCGAUUCUUAAUGUUGUUGUUGGUGGAGGUUUUGCCGUGGUCAACAUUGUGGUCGUGGGUCAGAUUUUGGCAGCCGUCUCCGAUUAUACAAUGACAAUCGUGGUUGGAAUUAUCAUUAUCGCCAUCAUCAGUUACAUCGUAUCAAUUUUCGGCUUCAAACUCAUUCAUACAUGGGAGAAAUACUCGUGGAUCAUGACAUUCAUUCUCAUGUGUAUCCUGAUUGGCCAAAUUGCUCCCAAGAUGGAGCCAAGUCUACCGUCUACUGUAUCUGGUCUCAAUUUCUCUGGCUCUUGGUUGAGUUUCUUCGCUGUAUGCUUUUCCUCCGCCUCGGCAUGGUGCUCAAUUGCUUCGGAUUACUACUGCAACUAUCCUGCGGACACUAAAGGCUGGAAGAUGUUCGUCCUCACUAUAAUGGGAAUUUGCCUUCCUACGAUCUUUGUGACAAUUAUAGGCGCAUGUCUUGGCAAUGCAGCAUUGGCUUCACAAUCAAAUCCAUCUUUAACAACGGCAUAUGAUGACCAUGGACUUGGUGGUCUUCUUAUAGAGUCUUUCCAUCCUUUCCGUUUCGCCAAAUUCUGUCUCGUCCUCCUGGUUUUCUCCGUUAUCGGUAACAACGUGGCGGUAAAUUACUCCAGUGGUCUAUCACUUCAACUACUUGGUCAUUAUUUCCAUGCAAUCCCGAGAUUUGUUUGGUCAUUUGCAAAUGCUUUGGUCGUUGCCGUUCUCGCAAUUGCCGGUAGAGCGCACUUAUCCACUAUUGUCAGCAAUUUUGUCUCUCUCCUGGGAUACUGGACAGUCUCUUACACAUUUAUUCUCCUCAUAGAGGAUAAAUGGUUCCGUCGCACAGAAGGUUACGAAUUGAACUAUUGGGAUGUACCAGGCAAACUACCAUGGGGUUUGGCCGCCGUUUUGUCUCUUUUGAUCGGUUAUUUGGCUGGUGGUUUGCCGGGUAUGGCUCAGGUUUGGUAUGUCGGUCCGAUUGCAGCUAAAUUUGGACCCUUUGGAGGUGAUGUUGGAAUUUUCCUAAGUGCUGUCUUCACUAUCGUGACGUAUCCUCCCAUGCGAUGGUACGAGCGCAAGAUGACUGGCAGAUAA
This is a messenger RNA of Sclerotinia sclerotiorum 1980 UF-70, 1635 nucleotides long. RefSeq lists its product as hypothetical. The transcript is spliced from 3 exons. Gene Ontology annotation, molecular function: transmembrane transporter activity. Lineage: Eukaryota; Fungi; Ascomycota; Leotiomycetes; Helotiales; Sclerotiniaceae. Gene Ontology annotation, biological process: transmembrane transport. The coding region runs from base 1 to 1635 and encodes 544 amino acids. The record is from RefSeq and is a predicted model, not a curated record. Gene Ontology annotation, cellular component: fungal-type vacuole membrane; plasma membrane.